GGUUUAAUGCUGACGGAAUUAUAGGUUACAUUAAUUACUCUUACAAACACUCAGAAUAUAAUGGAGCCUAGUGACUUUUAAGCAGUGUUCUCUUCCAUUAAUUUCUAUGAUUGGAAGAAAUAAUAGUUUUAUUAAAAUUAUAAAGGAAAGCAAAGAAUCGAAUUUUGAUCAUGUUUUAAAAGAAAAAUGGAGAGAAGCUCAAACGAAAGGAAUAUUUCGUUAUAUAUUAAACGUUCAGGAUUCAAAAGUAUUAGAUGGAAAAUUUCAGUUCAUAGCCCAGUUGAACACCGAUCGUGGAUAUAACAGAAGAUCUCCUGAAAAUAUUAUUUCAAUGAUGCAACCUUUUAACAAGAAGUGUUUUAACUUUAUGCAACUUACAUCAGAAGAAAUAAUAAUGGAUUUAAAUAAUAAGGAUGAAGAAGACAUAAUUGCAAUUAAUAUUAGUCCAAUAGAAUAUUGUCAUUCUCUAUUAUUACCACAAAGAUGUAAACAAUUACCUCAAGUUGUAACAAAGUAUAGUCUAUACAAAGCUAUUGAAAUAUUUUCAUUCAGUUGUUCUUUGUAUCUCAGAGUGGCAUUUAAUAGUCUUUGUGCUUAUGCAUCAGUGAACCAUCUUCACUGGCAUCUGUACUACUUGAACCAUAGGAUGUUAUUGGAAUAUAUUGAUCUAGAUGAAUUUGUAGGUCCUGUAGAAAUUUUAAGAAAUUAUCCAGCAAAUGGAUUCUGUAUAAAACGGUCAAAUGUGCAGAGCAUAGACGACCUAGUAACUUGGGCAUUUUUAAUAAUAAAUUAUUUACAAGAAGCAGAAAUAGCACACAAUGUUUAUAUUACGAGGGCAAAAGGUGGUUCUGGAAAAGAAUACGAAGACUUGAGGAUUUACAUUUGGGCUAGAAAGUCCAGCAGUGGUAUAAAGGAUACCAGUGCUCUUAUUAUAGCUGUUUGUGAACUAUUUGGUCAUUUAUCGAUAAAAGAUGCAGACGAAUAUAAGAAUUUAUCAGAAGAAUAUGUAGCUAACAUUCUUAGAGACGUUACCGAAGAACCUUUUUCAUUGGUUCUUGACAAAGUAAGAAAUCUGAUAGAAAAAUGCACAAUGUUACCAGAAAUAUGAGUAUGUGA
This is a messenger RNA of Colletes gigas, 1116 nucleotides long. Its product is annotated as GDP-D-glucose phosphorylase 1. Bases 107 to 1108 code for a protein of 333 amino acids. The record is from RefSeq and is a predicted model, not a curated record. The transcript is spliced from 5 exons. Lineage: Eukaryota; Metazoa; Arthropoda; Insecta; Hymenoptera; Colletidae. Gene Ontology annotation, biological process: glucose metabolic process. Gene Ontology annotation, molecular function: GDP-D-glucose phosphorylase activity. Gene Ontology annotation, cellular component: cytoplasm.